Messenger RNA from Melospiza georgiana, 786 nucleotides. RefSeq names its product dorsal root ganglia homeobox (gene DRGX). The transcript is spliced from 6 exons. Bases 1 to 786 code for a protein of 261 amino acids. The record is from RefSeq and is a predicted model, not a curated record. Gene Ontology annotation, molecular function: RNA polymerase II transcription regulatory region sequence-specific DNA binding; DNA-binding transcription factor activity, RNA polymerase II-specific. NCBI's taxonomy places the organism in Eukaryota, Metazoa, Chordata, Aves, Passeriformes, Passerellidae. Gene Ontology annotation, biological process: regulation of transcription by RNA polymerase II.
AUGUUCUACUUCCACUGCCCCCCGCAGCUAGAGGGCGCUGCCCCCUUCGGAGGUCACUCCGCCGGAGACUUCGACGACGGGUUCCUGCGCAGGAAGCAGCGCCGCAACCGCACCACGUUCACCUUGCAGCAGCUCGAGGCCCUGGAAGCCGUUUUUGCUCAAACCCACUACCCCGAUGUGUUCACUCGGGAAGAGCUGGCUCUGAAAAUCAACCUUACGGAGGCCAGGGUGCAGGUGUGGUUCCAAAAUCGAAGGGCUAAAUGGAGAAAAACAGAGAGGGGUGCUUCUGACCAAGAGGGCUCUAAGGAAACCAUGGCUGAGGUGGCACCUCCUGCGAGGAAUUUAAAUUCCCCUUCUCCAACAGACCAAACCAGGAAUAAAAAAGAGGGUCUGGAGAUCCAACAGAGCCUGAGCCGAGCAGUGGGUCCUACAGGACCUUUCUUCCCUUCCUGCCUGCCGGGGACUCUUCUCAACACAGCCACCUAUGCACAAGCUUUAUCCCACGUUGCCUCUCUAAAAGGGAGCCCGCUGUGCUCGUGCUGCGUCCCUGACCCCAUGGGCCUGUCCUUCCUGCCCACCUACGGCUGCCAGAGCAACCGCACGGCCAGCGUGGCGGCGCUGCGCAUGAAGGCGCGCGAGCACUCGGAGGCCGUGCUGCAGUCUGCCAACCUGCUGCCCACCGCCAGCAGCAGCCCCACGCCCCCCGCCAAGCCCGGCCCCGAGGGCGGCCAGGACAAGCAGCCCCCUGCAGCCAAGGAGCACGUGGAGGGCGAGAAGAGCGUAUGA